Molecule: messenger RNA, 2364 nt
Organism: Aspergillus ruber CBS 135680
Lineage: Eukaryota; Fungi; Ascomycota; Eurotiomycetes; Eurotiales; Aspergillaceae
Exons: 7
Coding region: 87-2255 (722 amino acids)
Biological process (GO): DNA-templated transcription; regulation of DNA-templated transcription
Molecular function (GO): DNA binding; DNA-binding transcription factor activity, RNA polymerase II-specific; zinc ion binding
Source: RefSeq, a predicted model, not a curated record
CCGGCUUGACAAUUUUAACGCUGCGGCGUCUAGUUAGACCUAAAAACACACCUCGGCAAUGGUUUAUCCUAACAGAGACUACAAACAUGCCGAGUACGCCUCUUCGCCGAACCCGGGUUGCCUGCAAAGCGUGCAAUGCGAGGCGGGUCAAAUGCGAUGCGGGCGACGGACAGCCGUGCUGGCAUUGCCGCAUGCGCCAAACAAAGUGUGAAUUGAUCGAAUCCAAGAGGGGCAGGUAUGCUCGGAAAGGGCGUGAUGCUUCGAGAGACCAACGUGCCUCCGGACAGUCUCAACGAGCGAGGGAUAUAACUGGUAAUUGGGUACCUGGCCAAGGUUCGCGAGAUUCGCCUGCCGAGUUAACACGCAAUACUCUGCCCUCUUCGCCCAGUGAUGUCAGUCACUAUGGUCCUACACAAAGGCAUAGCAAUGGAAAGGCAGGCCGCGAUUCGCCUCGAGAUGAAGCCAACCACCUACACGCAGCCCAACAGCCUCCAGGUAUCCACAUACAAUCUGCUCUGCAUCAGGAACAUAUAGACGAGUCGUCCACUUUAUUUUACGUUGUAGAGCUGAGCUACAGGCCAGAAGGUGGUUCAACGGAACCUCUGCGAGUUCCUCACGCAAUACCCGCAUCAAUCGCAAAUCGGUGUGAAACCAACUACACUGAUGACAUCCCAGCAACGGUUACUUUACAAGAAGCUUUGACCCUGCCGGCCAGAGACGUACUUGAUCAACUGGUUCGUACCUUUUUUGAGAAAAUCCAUCCAGCUUAUCCUGUAUUUGACAGAGAGAGAUUCACGCAAUCGUAUUCUAUGGGUCGAGCGUCUCCGUUGGUCUUACAAACCAUCGCUCUUCUUGGUUUCACCAUGGGCAGUGAUGAAUUGGUCCGCGCAGCUGGUUUCAGUGACCGGUGCACGGCAAGGAAGACACAUUACCUCCGUGCAAAGGCGUUGUAUGAUGCCGACUACGAGAAUGAUCGCAUGAAUCUUGUGGCGGUGCUCUUACUACUUGGAUUCUGGUGGGCUAGUUAUGAUGAUCAGAAAGACACAUGCUACUGGGUUGGGUGUGCCACAACUCUUGCGCAGUCUCUGGGAAUGCAUCGCUCCAUGCCACACUCUGCGAUGAGUCCACGGAUGAAAUCCUUACGAAAGCGCAUUUGGUGGUCUAUUUAUACCCGAGAUAGGCAUACCUGUGCGGCCUUCGGCCGGCCUUGUCGAAUCAGAGACGAGGAUUGCGAUGUUGAGCCUCUGACGGAAGAAGAUUUUACCAUCGAUAUUGGCUUUGACCAAAGUCUUAUUCCAGUCCAAAGAGAAUACCAUGUCUCCUAUGUUCUCGAAAUGUCGAAGUUGGCAAUAAUACUUGGGGACAUUCUUAUAGGGGAGUUUAGCCCUCGUCGUCCUUCACUAGAGACGUUUGAUACAGAGCCUCUGGCGCAAAGACUUGACCGAUGGGAAACUGAGUUACCAAAACAACUUCGCAUUAGGGCAGCGGAUGAAUAUUUGGGAGGAUCUUUCUGGGCCGCCAUGCUACAGUUCUCCUAUCAGAAUUGUCUUAUACUUCUGUUCCGACCGAAGGCCAUCGAGAAUCUUUCGCAAGCAGAGACUGGACGGGAUAUACAAGCGCGAAGGGCUGCCGAUUUCAUUACUCGUCUUGCGGAGGAUCUACUAACCACCAAGACGCUUGAUUCUGGGCUCAUUCAUCUCGUCCCGGCAUUGUUUACUGCGCUAUCCGUUCACACUAUUGUGAUCUGCCGAAGCGACUCGAUCCACCGCCAACUGGCUGAAAACAAGUCGCGACAGUGCAUGUUAACAUUGAGUGUGAUAGCAAAAUCUUGGCCUGUUCGAAUUUGGAUAUCCAAGUCUUUCGUCAAUUUGAUAAAAAGAUUGACUGGACAAGGCUCUAGUCCAAGUGGAUCAAUUGUGAACGUAUCUUCAAGCAUUGUGACUCCUUCAUAUAGCAUAGUACAACCAAUGCGGAUGAGCGCAGGCCCUGAGAUUAUCGAGAAUCGUCACCCCCCAGGCAAUGUCGGGCCAAGUUCAUGUUGCACGUGCAACGCCGGUCCGCAGCCAGGAGUUCAUCAUGCGCUGGACUGUUUGUGGAAGGCGCCGGAUCAAUUUGUACAUGAUUCAUUGUGGACUGAGUAUCUCGACAAUAUCUUUCGUGGUGAUCUUUUAUUGCACGAUGUUGCAGGUCCCAUGCAAUAUGUGCCCCUUGAUGGAACCAAUCCGACAGGUGAAUCAACUAUUGUCAAUAUAUAACAGUCUUCGAGUCUUGGAAUAAGAUCUACUGGCUUUAUUCAAGCUAUUCUUGUCUACCAGACCGCAGUUGUACAUCAACCGUCCAGAUAGAUACCCCAAUAUGCAAUCG